Fulvia fulva is the source of this 1452-nucleotide messenger RNA. Its product is annotated as Acyl-CoA dehydrogenase family member 11. Bases 1 to 1452 code for a protein of 483 amino acids. The transcript is spliced from 2 exons. Gene Ontology annotation, molecular function: flavin adenine dinucleotide binding; oxidoreductase activity, acting on the CH-CH group of donors. NCBI's taxonomy places the organism in Eukaryota, Fungi, Ascomycota, Dothideomycetes, Mycosphaerellales, Mycosphaerellaceae. The record is from RefSeq and is a predicted model, not a curated record.
AUGUCGAACGCACCACCCCUCCCCACCGCCGGCGGCAAGCCACGCCUCCCCGCCAGCCAACGACUCCCCUCCAUCGCCGAGCCCUUCGUCAGCGCCCGCGCCCGCAAGCACCUCGACACCAUCGAGAAGUGGGUAGACGAAGAAUGCAUUCCCGCCGAUGCAGUCUAUGCCGCGCAGCUUGGCCACGGUGAUGGUCGUUGGGAGGGGCACCCAUCCAUUCUCGACGAUACCAAGCAACGGGCCCGCGAGCUCGGCCUUUGGAACAUGUUCCUUCCCAAGAACCACUACUCCAACCUCGCCGAGUACGACACCUACGGUGGUGCCGGCGGCUUCACGAAUGUGGAGUAUGGGCUUAUGGCAGAGCUGCUGGGAAGGAGUAAGUUGGCGAGUGAGGCGUGUAAUUGUGCGGCGCCAGAUACGGGUAAUAUGGAGGUCAUUGCGAGGUACGGGACUGCUGAGCAGAAGCAGCAAUGGCUGAGGCCGUUGUUGGCUGGGCAGAUCAGGAGUGGCUUUCUUAUGACGGAGCCGGACAAGGCGAGUAGUGAUGGGAGCAAUAUCAGUUUGAGCAUCAGGCAGGAGGGAAAUGAGCUGGUUUUGAAUGGGAGCAAGUGGUGGAGCUCAGGAGCUGGCGAUGAUAGGUGUAAGAUCUUCAUUGUGAUGGGGCUGAGUGAUCCGAAUAGCCAGGAUAGGUACAAGAGGCAGAGUAUGGUGCUUGUGCCUUCAGAUGCGAAGGGGUUGAUUGUGCAUCGUAUGCUGAGGGUCUACGGAUAUGAUGAUGCACCCCAUGGUCAUGGCCACAUCACAUUCGACAACGUCCGCGUCCCUCUGUCCAACCUGCUCCUGGGUUUCGGACGAGGCAACGAGAUCAUGCAAGGUCGUCUCGGUCCUGGCAGAAUUCACCACGCCAUGAGGUCCAUCGGUUCAGCCGAGUACGCUCUCGAGUGGAUGAUCGCCCGCCUCAACGAUGAGCGCAAGGUCCCCUUCGGCAAGCCUCUCCGCGAGCACGGUGUACUCCUCGAAUGGGUUGCAAAGUCUCGUAUCGAGAUCGAUGCAGCGCGUCUUGUAGUUUUGAACGCUGCCAUCAAGAUUGACAACGGUGAUGCGAAGUCUGCCCUUGUCGAGAUCGCAGAGGCGAAGGUGCUCGUGCCACAAACGGCUUGCACUGUUAUAGAUCGAGCAGUGCAGGCACAUGGAGCUAUGGGUGUAUGUCAAGACACGCCAUUGGCGAGCAUGUGGGCCCACAUCAGGACCAUCCGUAUUGCGGACGGGCCAGAUGAGGUCCAUCUCAACCAGAUGGGACGAAGGGAGACGAGGGCGAGGGCACAGGAGUGCAUCAACAGGAUUCAGGACCAGAAAGAGCGGGCUGAAGCCUUGAUGAAGAAGUAUGGUGUUGAUGAUAAGCAACUGGGUGGCUCGAAAGUCCAGGGCUUCCAGACGAGGGCUAAGUUGUGA